AAGGAAUUACAUGUAAUGCUUUAGAAGAAGCAUUUAUGAGGUGCAAAGAGAGAGAUGACGUCUACAAGCUAGCUCUUGUUUACUUUGCUGAGUUAGUGGUUUUGGGAAGGGACAAGCAUUUGAACAUCAAUGUAAAUUACCUGACCCUUGUAGAGGACUUGGAUGCGUUCAACAGGUAUCCGUGGGGUUCGGUGUCGUUUGACAAAACCCAAGACAGUCUAUUUUCUGCACCAACAAAGUAUAUGAAAAGCUUUGAAAAUGAAGAGGGAAGAGAGAAGGGGAAAAGUAAGGUAACGGGAACAAGCCGGAAAAAUGAGAAGGGCAAGAAGCAUAAGCAUGGUGAAGUGCAAAGGGGUGGGUGGAGUUUUAAAGGUUUCACGUAUGCUUUCCAGAUUUGGGUAUAUGAAUUAAUUCCUAGAAUGGUGGACCUGAAUUACUGCAAGGUUGUUGAUCCAACAGCUGUCCCGCGUAUUUUGCGAUGGAGAACGACUACGUCUAUGCCCGAGAUGAGGAAGUUGAACAAUUAUUUUUUCCAGAGCAAAGAGUCAGUUCAGUUGCGGGCGCUACGUCCGAGUGAAGAGGAAAUGAGACAAUCAUAUUGGAGUUGGCCACAGGAUCGCCCUGCUGUUGUCUCGGCAGAGUCAAUUCCUUCUUCAUGUGCUGAUCUUGAUGAGUUGAACAAGCUGGUAAGCUUGUUGAGGUCCAAGUUGUUUCAAGUAAAGCGGGAAAAUGACGUCCUUGAGUUAAAGGUCAUACGGAUGGAAAAACUUUUGGACCACUGUUUAGGUCCUCAGUUUGAGCAGGAAGUAAGGAGGGACCUAGCUUUACUGAAAGAGAGGACGAAUCGUUGUGCGAUCUCACAUCUAUAUAAGGGAUCUGACGAAGUGGAUGACAGUGAAUGGGAUGAAGGGCCAAGUAACAGAUAUGAGGGAGAGGAAAAGGACGAGGAGGGGAUUGAAGGGGGUGAAGUGCAAAGAAAACCAAGUGAGGUAGAGGAAGCGCAAAGGAAAACAAGUGAGGGAGAGCAAGUGAAAAUAAAAAGCAGCAAGGGAGAGGAAGCGCAAAGAAAGAGCAGUGAGGGAGAGGAAGUGAAAAGAAAAAACAGUGAGGGAGAGGAACUGAAACGAAAAAGCAGUGACAAAGGGGAACUGCCAAGAAAAAGCAGUGAUGGAGAGGAUCCGCAAACAAAAUGAAGGGAGGGCAAGGAAGUGAAAAGAAAGAGAAGUGAGGAAAAGGAAGUGCAAAUAAAGGAAUGUGAGGAAGAGGGUGAUGAAGUUGUUUUGGUUUGUGAUGACAUUGGCGAGAGCACGUCGGGGACAACUGUUGAGUUUACUCUCGGGGAUAUUGAUUUGGAUCAACCUACAGCUAUGCUAUCUGAGUUGAACGUUUGGUUGAAUGAUAAAGGUAAAGCUGUGGAACAAGGGGUCCAAUUACGAAAGAGGAAGAUGAUUAUUCCUAUGUGGAAGAUCCUUGAAGCUAGUGAAUUGGUGAAAAAAACUGUGCUAGAGACAACCCGACUUCGGAUGUUAGACCCAAUGAAGGCGCUUCCGCAUGAUGAUAUGGUGCUGAAACUUUGUUGGGAAUGGCGCCAUAACCCAAAUUUAGUGAUGCAAUUUGGCCACAUGAAAGCUGAGAUUGAAUUCUUCGCUUCCCUCGUAAAAGCUGACGGUUGGCUGACAGGAGAUCACAUUGAUUUGGGGUUGUAUCUCAUCCGGAAGCGACAACAAGAUUUGGAGGUUGUACAAAUAUCGAACUGGACAACGACCGAUGUAUUUUUCAUGAAUCACAUCCAUACUUGCUUUGCGGAUAAUAAAAGAAAAAAAGAGCAGGCUGGGUGGAAAAUUAGAAAC
Prunus avium (sweet cherry) is the source of this 1850-nucleotide messenger RNA. RefSeq lists its product as uncharacterized. Gene Ontology annotation, molecular function: cysteine-type peptidase activity. The record is from RefSeq and is a predicted model, not a curated record. Lineage: Eukaryota; Viridiplantae; Streptophyta; Magnoliopsida; Rosales; Rosaceae. Gene Ontology annotation, biological process: proteolysis.